Rhipicephalus microplus (southern cattle tick) is the source of this 1062-nucleotide messenger RNA. RefSeq names its product ribosome production factor 1. Gene Ontology annotation, biological process: maturation of LSU-rRNA; maturation of 5.8S rRNA. Gene Ontology annotation, molecular function: rRNA primary transcript binding. Gene Ontology annotation, cellular component: nucleolus; preribosome, large subunit precursor. NCBI's taxonomy places the organism in Eukaryota, Metazoa, Arthropoda, Arachnida, Ixodida, Ixodidae. The record is from RefSeq and is a predicted model, not a curated record.
ACAACAUGGAGGUUGAGAACGUUGACGACGCUCAUGUGCACCAACGAAACAUUUCUCAGAUCAAAAACAAGAAACGGAGGCUCGAAGAGUACCUGAAGCUUAAGCGAGCCAAGCAAAAGCUCAAGCGGCAAGCACAGAAAAAGCGUCGAAAGGAAGCCGAAGCCCUUGGUGAAAAUGCACCUCCAAAGCGAGAACCGCGUACCAUUGAAAACACCAGGGAACCGGAUGACACCAUGGUACAGGCAGAUGACGAAGAGGUUCAACUGGAUGAGGCAAUGGACGAAAUGGCUGCGUACUUCAGAAAGGAGUAUGUCCCCAAGGUGUUGCUUACCACAAGUGAUAACCCGCACUCACGAACCAUCAAGUUCUGCCGUGAACUCAAGCAGAGCAUACCCAACACCGAUUUCCGGUGGCGCAAUCGUUCGCGGAUCAAGAAGACUGUCGAGCAUGCCAUUGCACGUGGAUACUCGGACAUUGCGGUGAUCAAUGAGGACCGCAGGCAUCCCAAUGGACUACUUCUGACACACUUACCUGAUGGGCCUACUGCAUACUUCAGGAUAAGCAGCGUGAAGUUUUGCAAGGAUAUCAAGGGUCGUGCUGCCUACAGUGCUCACCGUCGAGACUACAUCUUCUUCCGGCACCACAGGUACGAGUUCAGGAAUGCAGAGAAAGUGAGCAUCCAGGAAAUAGGACCCCGUUUCACACUGCGGCUCAAAAGCCUACAGAAGGGAACCUUCGACUCCAAGUUUGGAGAGUAUGAGUGGGUGCUAAAGAGACAUGAAAUGGAGACCAGCAGGAGAAGAUUCUUCCUGUAAUCAAUACUUCCACCAGUGCAAAUGCUGCCAUCAGGACUGGGGCCACUGUCCAAGUCCUCUCUAGUGAUUGAGCACUGACUUUUAGUCACAUCCUCACAUCCAAGAUGUGCUGAUCGGCCAGAACACAACUUCUGAUAUGUUGGUGCCACUGGGAGAGCCAUUGUGCUAUGCACCUUGUUCUCCCAGGUGUGAUGCGACCUCCAGAAUCACUAAAUGCAGAAUAAUGAAAAGUUGUUCCAAAGAGUCA